AUGCUGCAAUUGAAACCGUACAACUUACUCAUCCAGAAGACGGUCAGCGAGGCCGUAGAGGCCGCCCAGCAGGGCAGACCGCUCGCGUUGGACCGUAUCAUCUCAGACUUCGACUACACCACUUUCCACAUGUACAACACUGCAGAGGAUCAAGCGGGCACCGUGUACCUCAGCGUGCGUACGAAAGCGUGGCAGAGUGUGUUGCAAUGCGGUGGGCUGUUGGAGUACUUGCAGGAGGUGUACAGUGGUUGCACCGGUGUGACGCUGCUACAGCAACCGGAACAAGGGUACGACUUGACGUUGGCGUUGCAACUUACAAGUUCCCCCACAGAGGAUACCGUGUUGCAACUGUCUUUGCUCAAGACUCACAUCAUGGCGUCGCCCUUCAAGUUGGCGUUCAAAGAGUUCGACGUCUUGAAGAAUGUGCCCGUGGACCCGGAAACUGCUCAAUUGCAACAGGGGCCAGCGUCCAGUCUGUUCGCGAUACAGUACAGGGAUGAUGAGACUAUCUUCAUCAAGCCCGCGAACGACAGGAUCACGGUCAUCUUCGACACCGUCUUCGAAGAUGAGACGGACAAGAUCUUUGGGAAAGUGUUCCUGCAGGAGUUUGUCGACGCGAGGAAGCGUAACAGGUCUAUCCAAUCCGCCCCGCAGGUACUGUACUCGCACGAGCGACCCCUAGAACUGGGCAGCAGCAACCACCCUAAUCUACAGGGGCAACCUUCCCGCGGGUACAUCACGUUUGUGUUGUUCCCCAGACACUUCCAAACGCAGGAAGUCCAAUUAUCCUCCGUGUACCAGUUAGUCCUCUUCAGGAACUACUUCCACUACCACAUCAAGUGUGCCAAGGCGUACAUGCACUCGCGUAUGCGCUACAGGGUCAACACUUUCGUGAAAGUGCUCAACAGGGCCAAAGUGGACGAUGACGACAACGACAAUCAGCCAGCAGCCGAGUCCAGCACGGGUGCAACCUCAACGGGGCCCACAAGAAGAACAGCCACGGGUCGCAAACUCGUCUACUGA
This is a messenger RNA of Huiozyma naganishii CBS 8797, 1023 nucleotides long. RefSeq names its product Arc35p (gene ARC35). Gene Ontology annotation, cellular component: actin cytoskeleton; Arp2/3 protein complex. Gene Ontology annotation, molecular function: actin filament binding; structural constituent of cytoskeleton. Bases 1 to 1023 code for a protein of 340 amino acids. Lineage: Eukaryota; Fungi; Ascomycota; Saccharomycetes; Saccharomycetales; Saccharomycetaceae. Gene Ontology annotation, biological process: actin filament polymerization; Arp2/3 complex-mediated actin nucleation. The record is from RefSeq and is a predicted model, not a curated record. The transcript has a single exon.